GCCUGCGCGAAGUUUUGCUGCGCGACUAUGGGCUGGGCCUUUUGCACAUGAUCGGGCCAAAGCCACGCAUACCAUCAAAGCUAAUGAGUGUCUUAAGAAUCAUCGCCAUCGAGGAUUCUGAGACAGAGAUGUUUAUGGAACGAACUGUCACAGAUAUGGUGACAUUGAAGAACGAGGUUUGCGCUCUAAACAUGCUCAUAGGGAUUGUUGAUGUCCAUUUACAACCAUUGCUCAAGGAACCAGAACUGCCUUCCGCAGAACUUGGCUGGAGCACCUCCCCUUACACAGUAGAACAGGAGGCGAAAGCCGCUGCCCGCCUGAAGGAGAGAAGAGAGAAGAAGGAGGCUAAGAAGAAGGCCCUAUUGGAAGAACAGGCGGCGAAAUUAAAGAAGAUUGAGGAGGAGAUGGUCAGAGAGAGGGAGAGGCUAAAGAGAGAAGAAGAAGAGAAGCUCAAAGCGGUAGAAGAGGAGGAAGAGGAGGACGAACAGCUACAAGAAAGGCGAAGGGCAGGAGGAAGAGGUGAAUCCAGUGGUACCAAGGAAGACCAGAUGGAGAAGAAGAUUACGGAGUGGGUUGCUGGCCUAUCCCUGGGAAAAGAAGAAGAGGCACUGAUGUAUGUGCCCAGGGAAGAACAAGAGGCCGCUAUGAGAGCGUGGGAUGCCGAAGAAGACCCACUCAAGCGGCAAGCUAUGGAGGAUGAGAAAAGGAUGGAGUGGAAAUUCCGAUUGAUGAGGGAGAGGAAAAGAAGAAUGGAUGCGGCGAGCGAGGCGGCGAAAGAGUUGGAAGAGGUGAAGAAGCAGAGAGACCAGAUGGCGACGCAAGUAGACUUGUUGGGGAAGAUGGAAGUAAUGGCGAAAAACAUAGAGCGCUUGGCACGGGUCCAGGAAGAACAAUACCUGUUUGGUAGAGAUAUGGCGGCAAGGAUCCGGAGCGACAGACAUGGUUCUUCCAACGAUUCUUUGUCCUCAACAAAUGGAGCAAUUCUGCUGGCGCCAUUACUCGGUGGUAACACGGCAAGUAGCUCAAAGGCGAUCGUUCCGUAUCAAGAACCUCAAAGCAUGAACUACGGUGGCAAUGAGAGAAGCUACAAUGGAGGGUACAACAACAAUCGAGGCAACAAUGGUGGUUAUAACGGGGUGGAGGUGGUGGAGGAAAGCCCUCCUGAAGCUCCGUCGCGAGGGAAGCAGAAAGCCGAGUUGCAGACUAAUGCCAUGUACAUGCCCAAGGAUAUGGAUGGGUUGUACAAGGCGUACAAAGAAGCUCUGGCAGUGAAAGAGAUGGCACUUAGAGAGGCUGAAUGCCUUAAAGAACGAAUGGUGAAUGCAAGCGCCUCCAAGAUUCAAAUGUCAUUGCGGAAGUCCGUAGCAGCCAAACGAACGACUCCGAGAAAUCUGAAGACCACUCUUGAUUUUGUCGACAUCGAUUCUGACGAUGAGAAAGAGGGUGAAGAAAACAUGCAGAAAGAGGGAAAGAUUGGUGGGAUUGUGGAUGUGGCUCAUGAGUUGGAGAAAACUAAGCUUCAGAGCUUUCGGGAAAAAAGGAUGAAAGAGUUGAGAUCGGGGAAGAAGCAUGAUUUAGAAGAAACUUCGCAAAUAAGAGGGAAUUUCAUACAUCAAGCUAGACCAGGCGAAAACGGACAUCGCUGAGAUACGAGCCAGGCGUGACUUCGACGAAUGGGUCAAAUCGAAAUCGGCGCAAGACGAUCAGGAUGAUCAGGAUCUGCAAUACUCCACUUCAGUUGAGGGUCACAACGAUGGCCAGGGGGACUCCCUAAGCGCAUCGUAUCUACUAUCUAUGGAAUCUUGCAUUAUUGUGUCGUGACUAUCGAGGUUCAUUGCCUAAUGAAGAAAUAAUGUAUAUUUUCAGGCUUGUAGUUAUUCUUUUGAUUAUCUCUGGUCAGAUUAGAUGGGGAGAUAAAUUAUAGUCUCUUCU
This is a messenger RNA of Chara braunii, 1932 nucleotides long. NCBI's taxonomy places the organism in Eukaryota, Viridiplantae, Streptophyta, Charophyceae, Charales, Characeae. The record is from the annotation of a GenBank genome assembly.